GAGUGGAGAAGAUUGCGACGACGCCUCGUCCGCUUACGUGCGAGCGACUGUUCACCCCACAUCCCCGCUUCCUUCGUUGCUUCCUCCCACGCCAACUUCCACGUGCAAAAUCCCAGCGAACCACGACGGCGUGCAACACACCAUUUGGUUUCUAGUUCUCUUAUGGAUCGCGACAGGGCUUACGGCAGAAUGUCACAGAUGACGCGAGACGGGAUGAUACGUGUCGCCUCAAACUCGCGACAGGGCUCGAGUUUUCGAGCCUUCGUCCUAAACACAUUCGGGUUGCACCAUCGAUGACGUCCCCAAACUUUUGGAAUCGCUUCGAAUUGCAUUUGGAGGACAGGGAGAUAUGUAUAAGAGCUGUGCGAGAUCAUUACGGAGACUGUGUAGUGGAAGAGUUUGAGGAACAGGGUUAUUGCAGCUACACCCUUCUGGUUACGCCAUCAAAAGUCGCUUUUGCGGAGAAAGACACGCAACGUCAGGCUACCGCCGACGUGAAAUGUGAAUAUGUAUCCACUCUCAUCGUCCAGUUUCGGCCGCCGCAGCACGCCCUCGACCUCGAUAUCGGACGCGCUGCUAGCAUGACGUAUCCAAAACUGGCCCCAACCAUCAAGGAUCUGGAUUUAGCACUACCCAGAGGCAUAUGCGCAUAUGAGAUGGAAAAGUUUGAUGGCACGCCGCUGAGCCGAGUACUACGACAUCAAGACUCACUCGAUGCCAGCGCAGGAAAGCAGCUAGAGCGCCUCGUCACAAGUUUCGCGGAUCUUAUUGUACAAAGCUGGCGCUCACCACAAAAAGUACACUGUAUAAUCAGGACGGUACGAGCCGACUCACCCAUGGAUGAGCGUCCAUCGAUGCUCGCUCAGUGUCGCGGCAAAGUCGGCUCAACGCUCAUUUCUAGACUUGAAAGGCUGGCUAGUGAGCUACCAGACGCAUGUCUACGCAAAAGAGCGAGAGAGACAAUGCGCGCGAUAAAGCGAAUGGAAGACUACCCAGUAGUACUCAAUCAUGGGGACCUAAUCCCGUCCAAUAUUCUGAUCGACCACAACACCUGGGAGAUCACAGGCUUGGUAGACUGGGCAGAGGCGGAGUACUUACCUUUCGGGACCUGCCUGUACGGACUCGAGCAUCUCCUCGGGGAUAUAUCACCAGCUCUCCCCGAAUCUGCGCCCAAAUGGUCCUACCUCAACGGUGCGAUGGAACUUCGUGAGCUGUUUUGGGCGCGCUUGAUUGACGCCGUACCGGAGUUGGAAGCUCGAAUGGACGACGUGAGAGUGAUGAGAGAUGUGGGUGUGCUGCUUUGGCAUGGCAUCGCUUGGGAUAAUGGUGCUAUCGAUCGCGUCGUCAACGAUGUGGAUGAUGUGAAAGAGCUGGUCAAACUUCGCGCGUUUCUGACCGCAGCAUGAGAGUAGCCGCGCGAGGCACCAAUGGCGAGCGCAUGAGGUACCAUUGUCAUUCCUUUUCCCUCUCUUGUCGUUAAGUCCCACUUUUCUUCCUUUACGAUGUGUCAUGCUGAGAUUUCGUUCUCGCUGUUGAUCGCAGUGCGUCGCGGCUUCCUCUCAAACAGUGGAUGUCCCUUCCCAAACAUAGUGCACCUUCUAUAUACACGUAGGCAACAUCACAUCUUUGUU
Messenger RNA from Alternaria rosae, 1631 nucleotides. RefSeq lists its product as uncharacterized. NCBI's taxonomy places the organism in Eukaryota, Fungi, Ascomycota, Dothideomycetes, Pleosporales, Pleosporaceae. The transcript has a single exon. The record is from RefSeq and is a predicted model, not a curated record. The coding region runs from base 294 to 1406 and encodes 370 amino acids.